Messenger RNA from Metopolophium dirhodum (rose-grain aphid), 1206 nucleotides. RefSeq lists its product as uncharacterized. The transcript is spliced from 5 exons. Gene Ontology annotation, cellular component: membrane. Gene Ontology annotation, biological process: sensory perception of taste. The coding region runs from base 1 to 1206 and encodes 401 amino acids. The record is from RefSeq and is a predicted model, not a curated record. NCBI's taxonomy places the organism in Eukaryota, Metazoa, Arthropoda, Insecta, Hemiptera, Aphididae.
AUGACGACUGUUUUUCACUUAACCUUAAGACCUAUUUUAAUUUUAUCCAAGUGUAUAGGUUUAAUUGAUGUUUCGUAUACCGUGGAGUCAACUGGAUUAUUGCAUCGGAAUAGAAACUCAAAGAUUUGCACAUUUCUAGAAAUAGCUCGGAUGAUUGUGUUAUUGUUAUGCACUUAUACAUAUUUUUAUCAAUCGCAUCAAGAGUUGCAUAUUCUUCAAAUAAUAUAUGUAGUAAAAUUUUGGUUUAUCAUUGUCGCAGCUAGAAUGUCAUCAGUAUGGACGAUCAAAUUUAUUAAUGGCAUUAUUGAGUUUGAUCUAAAAAUUACACAACUUUCAACAAAAUUGAUGACACCACAUCGUUCAUGGACAAAAAAACGUUGGAAAACUGUUUUUAUUUCGUUAUGCGCCUACUUUAUUGGAUUUAAACUCAUAUUAUUAUAUUUUUGGCCCAUGCAGAUAAAAAACAUAGCAUUAAUGACAAACCAUGCAAUAUUCACCAUACCAUAUGUUAUGGAUUAUGUAGUUACGAUCUCUUCGUGUUUCUUUCUUCAAAACUUAUAUGUCAGAUUCCAGACGUUAAACGAUUUUUGGAAAUGUCUUCCUGCUGAUUUAGUUGAUGUACCCGGCCAAUGGACACACAUCGAAAUAAUGGAUCUGAUGGAAAACACGCGGCUGUUACACUCUGAACUCUGCGACGUGUUAAAAAUGUUUACUCUUGGUUACGGUCCAUUGCUUUUGGGUUUCUUCACAUCCAGCUAUAUCAGUUUACUUCUCAGUAUUUACUUUAUUAUCAACAAGGAAACCUUCUUUGGCCCAUCCCCAAAACUGUGGGAUCUAAUAUUUCCGCUGAUGGUCCACGUACAAAUUAUCACGUUUUUGAUGUCUAUUAUCGUUUUUGUUUCAUUCAUAAACGAGAAGAGAAUGGAGAUUAUAUCAUACCUACGGUUAUACCGUAUUUCAAAUUUACACUUAGACAAAAAAAGACAGAUCAAAAUGUUUAUGAAUCAAAUCUUUGUAUGCGAUUCAGACCGAAUUUCGGGAUUUGGAUUUUUCAAUAUCAAUUUAAAUCUUGUCACAACGAUGCUUGUAUUGUUGAUUAGUGGAACAAUCACAUUGUUACAGAUAAAAGAUCACCCAAUGAUAUUGAAAUUUAACAAUGACACUAAAUCGUUCUUGAAAAAAAUUUAUGCCACAAAAUUCAAUUAA